Messenger RNA from Vigna umbellata (rice bean), 1247 nucleotides. The record is from RefSeq and is a predicted model, not a curated record. NCBI's taxonomy places the organism in Eukaryota, Viridiplantae, Streptophyta, Magnoliopsida, Fabales, Fabaceae.
UGCUCUAGACAUCUAUUCAGAAUUUGUUCCGUUGUCUUACAAAAAUUACCAUGCAAGCAUCCCGUUUUCAACUUUUACCGUAAGCUUUCAUGUGUUUCUUUUUGUCCUAUAAUAUUGUCUUUUGAACCAUUAGGACCAAGAGAAUUGACAGGUGCUGUGGAUCUUAUAAGUCAUUUCAAAUUACUACCCCACUAUGAGUUUUUCUGCAAGAGGCCUCUCCCUGUUCCUAUUGCGGACACACACUACCUUCACAAUGUUGUAGGAGACACAGAAAUAAGAAAAGGAGAUGGGAUGCAAUUGGAUCAACUUAUUCAGUAUACAUCCUCCUUUAGAGAUACAAAUGCUCGUAUUCAGCCUUUUGACCUAGAUGUUCUCAAGGAGGCUUUUCAACUAAGGGAAACAGCUCCCGUUGACUUGCCCGCUGCGGAGAAAGGGAUUCCUACUAUUUCAGGAAAAUCAAAAAGUGAUAACAAAGACAAGGAGAAGAAGCAUAAAAAGCACAAAGACAAGGACAAAGAUAAGGACAAGGAGCAUAAGAAGCACAAGCAUCGUCAUAAAGACCGAAGCAAAGACAAAGACAAGGACAAGGAUAGGGACAAAAAGAAAGAUAAAAGUGGACAUCGUGAUUCCAGUGCUGAUCACUCAAAGAAACACCAUGAAAAGAAAAGGAAGCAUGAUGGAGAUGAUGAUGUUAAUGAUGUGCACAAACACAAAAGGAGUAAGCACAAGAGCUCAAAAAUUGAUGAAUUGGGAGCAAUUAAGGUCGCUGGCUAAGUGUUGUCAUACUGUAGUUCAUUUCUUUUCCUCAAUUGGUUGUUGUCAUUUGUUAAAAGUUGGAGGGGCCUUCAAUUGACAUUAUCAAAUUUCAUGAGGGUAGCUAGUGAUCUGACUAAAGAUUUCAUGAUGGUGAAUUCACCUGAUGAAGAAAAAGGGUGCAGGUAAAAUUUUAUGAAGACAAUCUUUUUUCUUUUGUACAAUAACAGUUACCUUAUAUAGUUGCCAGUACUCUGCAAAACUUUCCUCUUCCUUUUCCCAGUCUAUUGGAGCACUGGAUAUCUCAACAUGUAUACAUUAUUUUGGUCUUUUAAAGUAUUUUAGUAGUGUUCUUAAUCAAUCUGUAGUUCAAACAAACUAGAGUUUUCAGUCUUUUUGUUUAGGAUAACGAAUUAACUAUGGGGAUUACGUACAUUGAUUGCGUUCCCCCAUAUCAUGUAUCUAAUCUAAUGUUACGUACAUUUGAAUGUUUU